GCGGCUCCGCGCCCGCCGCCGGCAUGGAGAGAGCGGGGCGGCACGGCCGGACCGAGGGGCGCCCCGCCCGGGGGGUGCUGCUGCCCCCUGGCCUCCUCCUCCUCCUCGUCCUCCUCCUCCUCCUGGCAGAAGAUUGUCUGGCUCAGUGUGAUAAUGACUGCAAAGCCUACUGCUGUGAUGGGACUACUCCCUACUGCUGUUCGUAUUAUGCCUACAUUGGGAAUGUCCUUUCAGGCACAGCAAUAGCUGGAAUUGUUUUUGGCAUAGUGUUUAUAAUGGGAGUGAUAGCUGGGAUUGCCAUCUGUAUCUGCAUGUGCAUGAAGAGCAACCGUGGGACCCGAGUAGGGGUCAUCCGGACCACGCACAUCAACACCAUCAGCACGUACCCAGUGGCUCCACCACCAUACAGUUAUGAAUUCGAAAUGGAGUACCCAGCUGACCUACCUCCACCUUAUACUCCAACCCCACAGACUUCAAUACAGUAUCCCCCGCCCCCUCCGUACCCUGGAUAUACAGGGAAAUAAUUAUAUGUCUUGACAUGGAUAUUGAGUGCCUAUUGCAACAGCCAGCACUGUUGGGACAGUGUUACCGGCUCAGGGACAAGUAGGGUGGGGUGUGCAUCAACAUGUAUGGCCCAGCAUUGGAAUAACCUGGAAAGGUUGCCAUAGCUCAGGAUGAAGAAAAAUCUUGUCCAUUAUGGACCGUCGUGUUUUGUGAUUAAACAAUGCAUGACCAAAGAAACAGUUCCUGUAAGUUGGUGUCUGCUGAGUGGUGCUCAGCAUCAGUCUUCAACUGCAGCAUGUGGGAGUGGGGCUUUUCCUGUGUGGGAACAUGCAAGUGGUGCAAAUGGUUCAGCAAACUGUUUCAAAAGCACAAGAGCCAGCUGCUGGGGUUUAUUUUGGGGGGAAAACUCCAACUGUUGUCUUGAAGUAACCACUAUGCCUUCCUUGAAACAAGGGGAAUAAGGAAGAACAAGGAAUACUGAAGCUGUUUUCAUUUUCCACUUCCAGCUGAUAAUAGCCAAUGAUCACUGUGCUUAUUGGUCUGAUGAGCAUGUUACAAAGAGAAGUGCUGUUGGAGUUAUGCAGUAACUAAAAAAUGAUGGGUAUUAUUUUUGGCCAAGUGCAGGUUGUUUAAAUUGCCAGCAGUUUGAGACUAGUUUGUAAACGAAAGUGUUAACAUAAAGAGCAUUUUUGUAUGUGAAAUACACUAAUUUAUAGAUGAUUUACUUUUGCCUGGACUUAAAUACUCUAUACAUUGGAAAUAUGCUACAAUGCCUUUUUCAUCAACAAAUGAUACUUGGAUUUUAUUAUAAAAAUACUGAAUUGGCAAAACUCACAAGUGGUAGAAGAAAUGCAAACCAAAUAUUGAAACAUCUCAGGUUUGUCUUCAGUUGGAUUGCAUAAAGGCUUUUUUUUUUUCCAAGUCAUACUGUUUACCGGUAAUAAGGAUAUUCAGCCUGACCAAAGAGAUGAGCAUAGAGGCUGAGGAUCAUGUUACUUUUGAAUGUUGUCUUGGGCAUUUUAAAAAUCUAGGUCACUAAGUAAUACUUUUUGCAUUUGUCAUGCAUAUUGUUCAAAAUUACUUAUUCUUUGCUAUGUACAGUCCAGACCUUUAUGAUUUAAAAUGUUCCAUUAGGAGGCUAACUAUAAUUUAGCAGCAGCUGUUUGACUUCAGAAAAGAAUAUUCUAUUGCCUAAAGCAUCAUCCUUCAGUGGUAAGACUGUUAUUUUUCUCAGAUUUAUAUGCAAACUACAAACACAGUGGUUCUCUUCAGCGGUGUAAAAGUGCUGAAUGACCUUAGUUUGAAUUGAGUGUCUGGGCAGUUUAAAAAUGCUACAGCCAAAAAUACGGCACCUGGAGUUCAGGACAGCCGUGACAUCAGGUCCAUCUCGGAGGGAGAGACUGAAAGUUACUGCUGAUUCCUGGAGAUCAGAAUGCAUUUAAAUGUUUUCCAUUGUAGCCCUCAUCUUAUUUUCAGGUGUAUCCACGUAGUAAUGAAUAAAAAAGCAGCUUGCAAGACA
Chiroxiphia lanceolata (lance-tailed manakin) is the source of this 2023-nucleotide messenger RNA. RefSeq names its product cysteine and tyrosine rich 1 (gene CYYR1). The transcript is spliced from 4 exons. The coding region runs from base 24 to 524 and encodes 166 amino acids. The record is from RefSeq and is a predicted model, not a curated record. Lineage: Eukaryota; Metazoa; Chordata; Aves; Passeriformes; Pipridae.